This is a messenger RNA of Paramecium octaurelia, 1561 nucleotides long. The record is from the annotation of a GenBank genome assembly. NCBI's taxonomy places the organism in Eukaryota, Ciliophora, Oligohymenophorea, Peniculida, Parameciidae.
AUGACUGAUCGAAAAGCUUGGAAUUAAAAAGUAACAGCAAAUAAAAUUAAAUCUCUAGGAAGAUGCAGCUAUAUUAUAACUAGUAAAGCAGUACGGAAUCAAGAAGUGGACUAUAGUAGCCGAGAAGAUGAAAGAAAUCUAUGGUUUAUUUGGCCGUUCCGGAAAACAAUGUAGAGAACGCUACCAUAAUCACCUUGACCCUACUAUCAACAAAGACCCAUGGAGUGAAAAUGAAGAGAGGGUCAUAUUCAUAGCCCACAAGGAGCAUGGUAACAAAUGGGUACAAUAUUUAAAAUAUUUGUAGGCUGAAAUUGCGAAACUGUUACCAGGAAGAACUGAUAAUGCAAUUAAAAAUCAUUUUUAUUCAACCUUAAGAAGAAGCCUAAGAAGAAUCAAUAAACUAAUCGGAGACAAGAACAGUAAAUCAUAUAAAACUAUAUAUAGUAAAGAAAAGGGUACUCAACAGAUAAAAGAUAUAAAACCUGGAGUAUUAUCAAAGAUAUUCAUUCUGGCAGAGAAGAGUCCAUCGGAAUUGAAGGAUGACCAUAUGAAAAAGCUCUGUUAAGCUUGUAAAGGACUCCAAGACUCCAUCUUAGAAUUUGCUUAAUCUAAACAAAAAUCUUAAAUCAAUUAAUUUAACGAGGAUAAGUUCAAAUAAUUGAUUGAUAAAAUUAUGGACUUCAAGUAUAUUAUUUUUUAAAUGGUAGUGCUCUUUACACUAAACAAAGAGAGAGUAGAUUGAAAUUAAAAAAGAAGAAUCACAAAAAGAGAAAGAGUAGAAUCGAUGAUGAUGAUGACGAUGAUGAUUAUACAAGUGAUUAUAAAUACGAAGAAAUAAAUCAUAAGUUUCCUUUAAAGAGAUCUUCCAGACUAAAUGCUAAAAAGAAAGUGGUAUAAACAAUAUAUUAUCUAAUAGCAUAUUGACAAAGAAGACUAUAUUGAUAUAUGCAUAAGAACCAAAAAAGGACCACUGUAUACUAUACUAAGAGAUGAAUUAGAAGUCUAACCAGUUGAUUAAGAAGUAAAAUUACAUUUAAAUAGAAUUAGGAACAAUCUUCCGAUUACCAAUAAUAAUAAUAUGCUUAUGACUACCAGGGUACCAACAGCCCCAAUAAUCAUUAAUUUACUCCAGCUUUUCAUGUUUAGACUCCUAGACAAAUCUUAUUUUAAAGACCUUCAAGCCAAUAUUAAGAUGACGGCAUUCAUGGCGAGGAAGCUGCAAUAAGUAAAUCUAAUUUUGUCCCUAUUGUGUUAACUAAACAGUAUACCUAGUACAAGGAGAAGACCCUUGAAAACCUAGCCUAAUAACUACAAUAAAAAAUAAGUAAGGAUAUCAAAUAUGAUUUUAGAUGCAAAUGCUGAAAAAUACGUUUAUAGUCAUCAAUAAGAUUCUGAUUUAGAAAUCAAUAUUGGAGAAGCUUUCGAAAUCCCUAAGGACUAUAAAUCACCAUCAAGUAAAUUCGGAAUCGGGGGUUAUAGUCCAAGUGCAUUUAGAAAGUAUAGAAAAAAUUAGGAGUCAGGACUAGUUAACUUCAUGAUAACACCACAUCAUUAUAAAUGA